Messenger RNA from Symbiodinium sp. CCMP2456, 390 nucleotides. Lineage: Eukaryota; Dinophyceae; Suessiales; Symbiodiniaceae. The record is from the annotation of a GenBank genome assembly.
GUCCUGCAGGAGGGCAUGGGGCGCUUGCUUAUCGACGGUUCUCCCGGCAAUGAGAUCGUGGACGUGGUCAAGCCUGUGGACGGAGAAGUGGUCCUCUGCAAGCCAGGCAAGGGUGCCUUCUUCAUGACUGGGCUGAACCAGUUGCUCCGGGAGAGGGGCAUCAGCCAUUUGAUCUUCUGUGGCGUGACGACGGAGGUCUGCGUGCAGGUGACCAUGCGUGAGGCGAACGACCGCGGCUACGAGUGCGUGCUCGUUGAGGACUCCACUGCCAGCUACAUUCCCAAGUUCAAGGCCGCCGUCAUUGAUAUGGUCCGAUCUCAAGGAGGCAUUGUGGGCUACACGAUGGAGCGAGCCGAGGAUGUGGCAAAAGCGUUGAAAUCUGCUGCGUGA